Messenger RNA from Candidozyma duobushaemuli, 672 nucleotides. RefSeq names its product nucleosome assembly factor (gene ASF1). The coding region runs from base 1 to 672 and encodes 223 amino acids. Lineage: Eukaryota; Fungi; Ascomycota; Pichiomycetes; Serinales; Metschnikowiaceae. Gene Ontology annotation, cellular component: nucleus. Gene Ontology annotation, molecular function: histone binding. Gene Ontology annotation, biological process: DNA replication-dependent chromatin assembly. The record is from RefSeq and is a predicted model, not a curated record. The transcript has 2 exons.
AUGUCCAUUGUUUCCUUGCUUGGAAUUGAGGUGUUGAAUAAUCCAGCUAAAUUUUCAGAUCCAUAUGAAUUUGAAAUAACUUUCGAGUGUUUGGAGCCUUUGAAGGAAGACUUGGAGUGGAAACUUACGUAUGUGGGUAGUUCACGCUCGCUAGAUCACGAUCAAGAACUUGAUUCCAUCCUCGUGGGCCCUGUGCCGGUUGGAAUUAACAAAUUCUUGUUUCAAGCAGACCCUCCCUCCCCAGAAUUGAUUCCUGCAAGUGAGUUGGUCAGUGUGACGGUGAUAUUGUUAAGUUGUUCAUACGCGGGUAGGGAAUUUGUCCGUGUUGGUUACUACGUCAAUAAUGAGUACGACUCUGAGGAGCUAAGAGAAAAUCCACCUGCUAAGGUUCAAGUUGAGCAUGUUGUCAGGAACAUUUUGGCAGAAAAGCCUCGUGUGACGAGGUUCAACAUUGUCGAUGAGGACGAAGAAGAGGAAGAAGAGGAAGAGGAAGAAGAGGAGGAAGAAGAAGUCGAGGAAGAGGAGGCUGAGGCCGGUGAUGCCGAAGAAGACCUAGAGGAAGACAUUGAGAUAGACGAAGAAUCUCAGAAGCCAGACCAGGACAAAAAUGAAGAAGUUGACACCACAAUGGGCAGCAGUGCAGCCACGCCCAACGACAAAGCCGACAGCUGA